Messenger RNA from Soboliphyme baturini, 710 nucleotides. The record is from the annotation of a GenBank genome assembly. Lineage: Eukaryota; Metazoa; Nematoda; Enoplea; Dioctophymatida; Soboliphymatidae.
AUGCAUAUGUCCCGUCCAUCCGAUUUGCGUUACAUUGAACUGGAAGAGGAAGAAGAGAUGUUUCGACAGCAACAACAGCUGCACGCCAGGAAUGCUGCCAUUGAACGUUCUUGGCAGCGUCGUCGCUUAGCCCAGCAAGCUUCGUUGUCGAGCAGCGGAACAGCUGAUCUUGGCCCAUCUGCCGGUGUCGUGAACGAUCGUUACUACUCUGCGGCAACUAUGGCUGAUGCGGGGGUCUCUGAUGGUGACGGAUACGAGUCUGAGAUUGAUCGUCCAAAUAGCGUAGACGGCUAUUCAAAGAGAAGGUCUGAUGCUCGUGCUGUUGUCAGUGCUAGUGGCAAGAUCCAGCCCCUGUUCGGCGUUUACCAACAGCGUCAGCCCUAUGGAGGUGGCACCGGCAGCGAAGGUGCUUCGACCCCGGUCGUUAGCAUGCCGAACGCGCAUCCAUACACCGUUGACUUCAAAUUUAGCGGUGUUAGCGACGAUGCAUACGAAAAGCCGUUGGCACAGUCAGGUGGACGAAGUGGUCCGAUAGCCCCUGAUCGACGACGUGCUGUUUACGGUAGUGAAUAUAACAGUUCUAAGGUUAGUUGUGUUGAUUCGGACUUCGUUAACCGUGAAGCCGAUUCGGCGCGCAUGGUCAUGAAAACCGAACGGGCUGGUUUUGCUCGUAGGGAUUCGCCUUCGUCGGAAAAGUCUGAAAGGUAAGA